CGCCAUCACGGUACAAGGAGCCCAAGAGGGUGCAGCAGCAGGAGCUGGAAGUGGGGGGUAGAGAGAGAUCAUCCAUCGCCAUCCGCUCCGCUGCUGGUCGAUAUCGACUCGGCCGUUGCUGCAGCACAACCGCGGCGAGUGGCGCUAUCAACCCGGGUGGAUAUUGGAGAGGGGAGGUUGUUUGUUGUUAUUUGGUGACGGUGGUGUUUGGAGGGGGGGAAGGAAGAAGGAGAGAUACCAACCGUUUUCCGGCCGAGGGAGGUGUUAUUUCAUUAUUUCACCAGGAAUCGACAAACCGGCUUUUUCCACCACCUCUUCCGUGAAUAGAAACCGGUGACUCUGUGCGGCCGUUCGUCCUUCGUUCCUGCUCUCUCUCUCUCGGCCCCCCCGUUGCCACUCCGGGCGGACACACACAGUCGCCAUGGCCUGCGGAGCCACUCUCAAAAGGACUAUCGAUUUCGAUCCCCUGCUCAGCCCCUCGUCACAGUCCCCGAAGAGGAGGCGCUGCACCCCGCUCAACUCGGCCGCUUCCCCGCAGAAAUACCUGAAAAUGGAGCCGUCCCCCUUCCGGGAGGUCACCCCCCACCUCACCACAGAGCAAAUUCUCUACAACAUAAAACAGGAGUACAAACGCAUUCAGAAGAGGAGGCAUUUAGAAAGCUUCCUGCAUCAAACUGAGGGAAGUUGUUCAAGUGAUACACAGACUCAUGUUCCAAUUUUAAAUGGACCAGCUUUGCAAGGUACUUCAUCUGGAUCAUUGUCACCACAGUCAAAGAAAGAUCAGCCGCUCUUCACCUUGAGGCAAGUUGGAAUAAUCUGUGAACGCCUGAUUAAAGAGCGUGAAGAGAAGAUCCGUGAGGAGUAUGAGGAAAUACUGGACUCAAAGCUGGCAGAACAAUAUGAUACUUUUGUGAAGUUCACACAUGACCAGAUAAUGCGACGAUAUGGAGAACAACCUGCAAGCUAUGUGUCUUGAAUUGUCCCAUAUUUCUGCGGAGUACCCUUUCCUUUUGAACACUGCAAGUUGGCUGUUUCUCUGAGACUUGUAGCAGUGCCAUAUUAACCACCUGUGAGCACAGGGUGUUUCCAGCUUGUCAGUGGCAACCACUUUUCUGCAGCGUAUGUUUGUUGGAGUGCUCCCUGAUAUGUCAUCACUUAAUUGGACCUUUGCUACCUGUACUUAUAUACCAGUGGCUCCCUGUUAAAAUUUUGCUGUAUUGUUAAAAUCCAAAAAGCUUUUCCCUUGAUUUUAAUGACUUUAAAAGGAGCAAUACUGGUAUUCCAGAAUUAGCCCUUCGCAUAUAAUUUCAGCAUUGUAUCAUAAAUGUCAGACUUUUAGAAGAAUCAGUCCCGUAUGGUUUUGAUGAUGAGCCUUUUUUGCAAACUUUUGACUUCUAGCUACAAAAGGCGUUCAAGGAGAUUUUAAACUUACUAUUACCUGUGUAAGUGUUCUUAAAUUUUCUCAAGCUGGAUUAGUGGCAGCUUUUUGUUGCCUGGUUUUAGAACCAAUUCAUAUUGACAAUACUGAGGUUCACGAUCAGAUCUGUAGGUGAGCUUUCUUGUUUUAAUGUGAUUUAGUAUGUUCAUGUAAACUGAUUAGUGAAGAAUAAUUCCAACCUAGUCAUACGUUUUGAAUCCAAACAUUGAACUUGACUGAGUUGAAGCAACUUGUUUUGUUUUCCUGACACCCAAAAGGCCAUGCCUGCAGUUUGACCUUGUUUUUGUUUUGGACAUUUACCUUUGUUAAUAGUAAAUAUGUUAAAUCAAAAUGUUGCAUUCCAAAAACUGUUUGGAUGCUAGGAUACAAAUCAGACUCUUCUAAAACCUGAGGUUGAUUUCUAAUCUUUACUGCUGUGGUGAUUCAAGUGAAUUUUGAAAAUGAUUUGCAAAAAAACUAGGUCACAUUAUCUACUAAACUACCUAUAUCCAAGAAAACUGAACGUGAACAUGCUUCCAAGAGAGCAGCUGUGAAGAUGAAGCAGUUAGUGGUGAUCUUUUUAGUGUCUGCAGGCCUAUGAUUUUAAAAUGGCUGGAGGGCAAAGAUUUGCAAAAACUCAUUGUGCACUACAACACUUCUGCAGGCAAUAGAUCAGUUUGAAUGUUGAAUGAUGAGAUUUAAUUAUCCCUACUAUAUGGUAUGAGAGAUUGCCUGCAUGUAUCUGUGAUCGUGCCUGUUAAACAAAGUGCUCAGAAACGAGCUUUUUCAAGAAGAAUUAAGAGGGGCUUGGAAGGGGUAACUGAAGCUUCAUAGUAAUUUUUUUGGAAAAUAGUAAAUUUUAUUUAUUCUGGCAGUCUUUCAAAGUUUAUUUCUGCAUUUUGAUGUACCAUUAUUUUACUGUUCUUUGUAGUGUAAUGGAAUUUAGUUGACAAUAAAA
Molecule: messenger RNA, 2375 nt
Organism: Hemiscyllium ocellatum (epaulette shark)
Lineage: Eukaryota; Metazoa; Chordata; Chondrichthyes; Orectolobiformes; Hemiscylliidae
Gene: akirin2
Product: akirin 2
Exons: 5
Coding region: 422-976 (184 amino acids)
Biological process (GO): positive regulation of innate immune response; positive regulation of transcription by RNA polymerase II
Cellular component (GO): chromatin; nucleus
Molecular function (GO): transcription coregulator activity
Source: RefSeq, a predicted model, not a curated record